Messenger RNA from Fusarium tjaetaba, 1395 nucleotides. Its product is annotated as diacylglycerol pyrophosphate phosphatase. The coding region runs from base 1 to 1395 and encodes 464 amino acids. NCBI's taxonomy places the organism in Eukaryota, Fungi, Ascomycota, Sordariomycetes, Hypocreales, Nectriaceae. The transcript is spliced from 2 exons. The record is from RefSeq and is a predicted model, not a curated record. Gene Ontology annotation, biological process: phospholipid metabolic process. Gene Ontology annotation, molecular function: phosphatidate phosphatase activity.
AUGGGCGACUCGGGUUUAGGAACAUUAUCUGGUGGUUUGCGAGGCCGUCGCUUCCCCAUUCGACUGAUCUUGUCCUACCUCUUCGACUGGAUUAUCUGCUUUGUCUUUGUUGGUAUCGGAGGUUGGCUCGAUAGAGUUGCGCCUGCGAAACGACCAUUCUCGCUUGUUGACCCUAAUAUCUCAUAUCCAUUCGCCGAACAUGAACUCGUCCCCGCUUACCUCUUGUUCAUCCUCGCCAUUGGCGUGCCGUUCGUCAUUGUCGCCGUUGUCUCCCUAAUAUUCGUUCCUGGCCCGACUGUACCUAAGGGUACCCCAAAGACUCUUAUCUGGCAGCGCAAGCUCUGGGAGCUUCAUGUUGGUGUCCUCGGCCUCGUCCUAUCUCUCACGCUGUCAUGGUUCUUCACGAGCUCUAUGAAGAAUCUGUUUGGCAAGCCUCGACCGGAUCUCCUUGCCCGCUGCGACCCCGACUGGAAAAACAUCGACAAGUAUGUCGUUGGUGGUUUCAAGUGGCAGAGCAUGACAGGACAGCUUGUCUCGGCCGAUAUCUGCCAACAAACCGACAAGUACAAGAUUGACGACGGCUUCCGCUCAUACCCCAGCGGCCACUCGUCGUCUGCCGCCGGUGGCCUCAUUUACGCCUCGCUCUUCAUGGCCAGCAAGUUCGCAGUUACUAUUCCCUUCGUGAUGCCCUCUGCUGCUGCCGUGGCAGGAGCAGCCAGCCAUGCGGCGUUCCCCUCACGAAUCCAUACCGGCUCUGUCGUCGAUCCCUACGAGCCCUCGCGCGCCCGCGGCCCAGAUGGAUCAUUCUCUUCUGUUCCCACAAAGGAACGCGCAGGACAAGAUAAUGCCAAGGUCCAAUCUCUGCGUCGCCAAGCUGCUGCGCCCCCGAUUUACCUCCUUGCUCUUGGCCUUCUCCCCUUUGGUGUCUCAAUCUUCAUUGCUGGUUCGCGCUGGCACGACCGUCGCCACCACGGCUUUGAUAUUCUCUUCGGUUACUUGAUGGGUCUGGUUGCCGCCAUUUUUGCGUUCCGAUAUUAUCACCUGCCCAUUCGUGCUGGUGCUGGCUGGGCAUGGGGUCCUCGAAGUGAUCAACGUGCGUUCUGGGCAGGUGUCGGGCGACAAGGCUAUGCUGGUACAGACGAGGAGCUCGGCGUCUAUUCUCCUCGACGCGACGUGGGCCAUUCUGGAGAUACGUCAUACCCACCCAUGACAUCUGCCCUCGCUCAACGGAAUGUUCGCCAAAACACAGACCAAGAGCCUAGGCCCAGCCAAAACUUCCAAGACGUGGAGCUACAGAGGAUGGAUGAUUCUGAUCGACUAGAAAACAGGUUCCCUGAUGAGCGGUUCAAUGAAAACCGGUACGGUGACGCCCAUUAUGCUGAGAACCGUGUCUAG